Closterium sp. NIES-67 is the source of this 2146-nucleotide messenger RNA. Lineage: Eukaryota; Viridiplantae; Streptophyta; Zygnematophyceae; Desmidiales; Closteriaceae. The record is from the annotation of a GenBank genome assembly.
GAAUUACCUCCUGCUGUCUUUCUCAGACGAUCGAUUCCUCAGCUGGAGCCGCCGUACACAAAUCGCCGUAUUCGUAUUCCGAAGCCAUGUCCGCCUUGCGUCUCGCGAAUUGCCUCGCCGCUACUGGUCCGAUUUGCGGAGACUUCGCCGAGAAUCGGAUCAGCAGCUCUAGAAGCAGGCCCGGCGAUUCAUCCUUCGUUACCGACCCGGCGAAGCUUUCCGCCAGAAAUGUUACUCAGCGAGCAUCGCGAAGCCUUGGAGAGAGGCCGUCCGCCACCGUCGGUUCAUCUCGCAAUCUGACAGUCGUCGCGCAUGCGAACAUUGCGACGACCCCUGCGAUGGGAACGACUACGACAGUGGAUCCGACGUCGCCCGAUUUCUGCGGCGAGGACGGAACAGUGCUCGUGCGACCACUGGCGGACAUCCAAGGCGGCGACAGGGAGGGGAAGAAGUUCCACGUGCACACCUUCGGAUGCCAGAUGAACAUGGCCGAUAGUGAGCGCAUGGCAGGCGUCCUGGAGGCCAUGGGGUACGAGGCCACGGACGACCCGGACGAGGCUUCUGUGCUGGUGUACAACACGUGCAGCAUCCGCGACAAGUCCGAGCAGAAGGUGUACUCCGCGCUGGGCCGGCAGCGCGAGCGGCGGCGGCGGGACCCGGGCAUGCGCGUGGUGGUGGCGGGGUGCGUGGCGCAGCAGGAGGGGCAGGCGCUGCUGCGGCGCGUGCCGGAGGUGGACAUUGUGAUGGGGCCGCAGCACGCCAACAGACUGCACGAGCUGCUCGAGCAGGUGGAUCUAGGGGCUCAGGUGGUGGCAACCGAGCCGAUCCACAUAGUAGAAGACAUCGCCACGCCCAGGAGGGAAUCGAAGGUGACAGCUUGGGUCAACGUGAUAUACGGGUGCAACGAGCGGUGCACGUACUGUGUGGUACCCGGCGUGCGAGGCACGGAGCAAUCGAGAGAGCCGGAGGCAAUCAAGCAGGAGAUGCAGCGACUGGCACAGGCAGGCUACAAGGAGGUGACGCUGCUGGGGCAGAACAUAGACGCGUACGGGCGGGACCUGGGCGGCUCAGCGGAGGAUGGGUCGGGCCGGCGGAGGUGGACGCUCACGGACCUGCUGCACUACGUGCACGACGUGGAGGGGAUUGAGCGGAUCCGCUUUGCCACGUCCCACGGGAUUGAGCGGAUCCGCUUUGCCACGUCCCACCCGCGCUACUUCACGGAGCGCCUGAUCAGGGGGUGCGCUGAGCUGCCCAAAGUGUGCAAGUUCUUCCACAUCCCCUUCCAAUCCGGGGACAACGACAUCCUCAAGGCCAUGGCCCGGGGCUACACAAGGGAGCGCUAUCUCGACAUCCUGGCCACCAUUCGCCGCUACAUGCCGGAUGCUGCCAUCAGCGCUGAUGUCAUCGUCGGUUUCCCUGGGGAGACGGAGGAGCAAUUCCAGAACACUCUGCGAGUCAUGGAAGAGGUUCGGUUUGACCAGGUCAACACAGCGGCCUACUCGCCCCGCCCCAACACACCUGCAGCCGAUUGGCCCAACCAGGUGGCUGAGCUGGUGAAGAUCGACCGCCUGCAGCGUAUCAACGAGCUGGUGCUGCAGCACUGCUUGGAGCGCAACCAGCGGUACCUGGGGCGAGUUGAGAAUCUGCUGGUGGAGGGGGUGAACGAGCGGCCGGGCAGACAGGGCGAGGUCAUGGGGCGAACAGACACCAACCGCCUCACUUUUUUUCGGGGAAGCCCGGACCUCAUCGGACAGAUAGUGCCGGUCAGAAUCACGGAUGUGAGGGCAGUCAGCCUCACUGGCGAACUGGUCUCUGAUGCUGCUGCUGCUGCUGCUGCUGCCACUACAAGUGUUGUUGCGUGAGACGAUGUUCUGCUAUGUGAUGUGAUGGUGAAUGAGAGGAGGGAACUGGCCAGUUGAAUGGAUCAUAGAGGAAAGCAGGGGAAGCACACAUGCUCAUGCUGCUGGCUGCAGUGUUGCUGCUUGAUGUGUGUAAAUGCCAUACUGUCAUGCUGGUGACAGGUAGCUUCGAGUAAUACUAGGAAAUUGGUUUCAUGUUUACUCAUCUAACAAUUGGCACAUAUGGGACUAGGGGGAUGGCACGUGAAGCAAAGGGGAACCAUCAUCUCUAUAACAUCUCUGUAAGA